Messenger RNA from Monopterus albus (swamp eel), 2275 nucleotides. RefSeq names its product nuclear factor 7, ovary-like. The transcript has 2 exons. Bases 96 to 1550 code for a protein of 484 amino acids. The record is from RefSeq and is a predicted model, not a curated record. NCBI's taxonomy places the organism in Eukaryota, Metazoa, Chordata, Actinopteri, Synbranchiformes, Synbranchidae. Gene Ontology annotation, molecular function: zinc ion binding.
CAUGGGGUGUGGCGUUUCAGGGGAAAUGAAAGUAAACGGCGCAAACUAAAGCAAAGUCCGUGAAGCUGCGCUGUGCAAACAGAAACGCUUCAGUCAUGGAGUCAGCCUUGUACUCCGAACAUCUGACGUGUCCUAUUUGUCUGACCAUCUUCUCUGACCCAGUUAAUCUUCUGUGCGGACAUUCGUUCUGCAGGCAGUGUAUUACAGCUACCCUGAGCUCACAACGCCGGUGUCCACUGUGCCAGACAGCUGUUCCAGGAGAAAGUAACUGUCUUCCGACCAGCCAUAUACUGAAAAGCCUCGCUGAAAAGGCCAAAGAAACGGAGAAGAUAAAGAAAGAGCGCGGACACGACAAAGUAGAGCAGGUGGCUGAGUUGUGCCCUGAGCAUGAAGAAAAACUGAAACUGUUCUGCGUCACUGACAGGCAGUUAUGCUGUAUCAUAUGCCGAGAUGCCCAGAAGCAUGAAGGGCACAAGUUUAAACCAAUCAAAGAGGCAGAUGCAUCUCUGAGACAGGAAGUGCAGAACGAUAUGAAGAGCGUUUCUAGUGAUAUCCUUGCUACAGAGGGCCUGGCCAAGACACAGAGGGAAGAAAUAACUAACACCAAAGAGAAGUCUAAGCAGCUGAUGACAGAAAUCCACAAACAGUUUGAUGAGAUGCACCAGUUUCUGAGAAAGAGAGAAGAUGAGAUAAAAAAAGAGCUGAAGCUCAAAGAGCAAGAAGCUGUUGAGAAAAUGAGCGAGACGUUAAAAACUAUGGAAACAGCUUUGUCUGAGAGCAGAGAGGUGGAGGUCAAAGCGAAAUCAGUUCUGGAAAUUGAAGAACCUGAGAGGUUUAUGAAGAGCUGGACUGCUAUUAGCAACACGAUGACUGCAAAGUUGGGGCCCAGUGGAAGAAACCUCCAUGUGGUGAAUACCUCUCUCUCCUUGGGGCCUUAUGAAAGUCACCUGCAGUUCUUUAUAUGGAAGGAGAUGCUUCAGGUGAUCAAGUCCCGAGCAGAACUGUUGACACUCAAAAGCAACAGUACAUGGUUAACUGUGUCUGAUGAUGGACGAAGCUUGCUCUCUACAUAUCAAGAAAGCCAGUCUUAUACACAGUCCUCAUUUAACUAUGGUGCCUUUAAUCACCCUUUCACUGCAAAGGGGCAGACAAAGUACCAGUUUCUACCGGGACAUGUUUCGCAGACAGAUCGUGUACAAUAUGCUUCUGCAUCCAGUAUCACUGAGUUCACCUCAGGACAGCAUUACUGGGAGAUAGAUGUUGGAAACAGGAAGUAUUGGGAACUAGGGAUACUCAAUAAUUUCCUGAAAUUUAAUGGUAAAACAUAUGUGGUCUGCAGGAGAAAUUGUACAGUGCCAUUUACAGCCAGACCCCGAAAAAUUGGGAUUUACCUGAACUGCUCAUCUAAGGAGCUCUUCUUCUAUGAUGCAGACAGCAUGAAGAAUAUUCACACUAUGAGCCUUAAUCUCUAUGCAGGCGACACAACGUCAGCAUAUCUUCAAAUUGAUAAUAAUCAAGAUCGUACUCCACUGACUGUGUGCUGGUACUGAAGGGUGGCAUUAACUCAAAAACACCUGUGUAGAUCGAGAACCCAACCUGAUGACAGUGUACUGGUACUGAAUACUACAAAUCAAGACAUCUCAGAUAAAGAGAGAAAGAACUGUAACAUGUAACAUUUCAAAAGGUUCCAGGAACUGAUCUCAGGUACCAGAAGUCCCUCGGAAAAGGAACUAAAAGAAUAUUAAAAGACAGACUUGUUCCUCAAAAGGGUUUUGGUCCUCUGGGAAAGUUCUUACAAUGCAAAACUUAACAGGUGUUUAUGUUGUCAUGACAAGAGCUUCUGUAUUUAUAAUGCAGACAGAUGUCAAUGGGAAGGUUCAACAACCAGUGUCACUCCUCUGUGUACAACCCAGGACAGCUAGACUGUUGCUGGUUAAUUCUUAGACUAAAUGAGGCAAUGAAAGUGUCAAAAAUAAAUGACUUGCUCAGGUUGUGGAAAAGAAAUGUUAUUACCUGUAUAAAAAACUUGUUCACAGAUGGCGUUUUUAUGAAUUUCUCUGACUUAAUGACAGAUUAUCUCAAAAGAAUUUCUUUCCUUGUCUCCAAAUCAGGCAGUGUGUUGCUAUCUUAUUUCCUAAUAUUCCAGCUAAAUAUCUAUCUCAGCCAUAUAGUGCCUUCUUUAAAUUAUGCACCUUUCAGAAAUAUUUGAUUUCACAGAUUUAUGAAAAUGUGGGGUGAAACUAUGGAAUAAUUUAAGUGUGGACAUAAAAAUAGU